Molecule: messenger RNA, 2315 nt
Organism: Schistosoma intercalatum
Lineage: Eukaryota; Metazoa; Platyhelminthes; Trematoda; Strigeidida; Schistosomatidae
Source: the annotation of a GenBank genome assembly
AAAAAAUUAGCACUCAAAAAGAUAUUUGAUGCUUUCAGGAAUCAAACAGAUGCUCAGGUAUAAAGCACCAUCUUAACCAGUCGUUCAGAGGACGUUUCGAGAAAUAUCAUUUUUACAGCAAUUUUCCAAUCACCCAAAUAUCAUCCGUCUUUUAAAUGUUAUAAAGGCGGAGAACGACAAAGAUAUUUACUUAGUUUUUGAAUACAUGGAAACUGAUUUAAAUAACUGCAUCAAAAAAGGAAAUAUUCUGAAAGAUGUUCAUAAAAGGUUCAUUUUGUACCAGUUGUUACGAGCAGUUAAAUAUAUUCAUUCCGGGAAUGUAAUACACCGUGAUUUAAAGCCAUCUAAUGUUCUGUUAAACUCAGACUGUUUGGUGAAACUAUGUGAUUUCGGCUUGACACGUUCAUUGACAAAUACUCUAGAAAAUCGUACAACAUCUAUGGAAUCAUUUAUAGAUGGAGAUGAUGAUUAUGACAAUCCUGUGUUAACCGAAUAUGUAGCUACGAGAUGGUAUCGGGCGCCAGAAAUUCUGCUAGCUUCAAAUCGUUAUACAAAAUAUGUAGAUAUAUGGAGCUUAGGGUGCAUAUUAGGCGAAAUGUUACUUGGUAAAGCAUUAUUUCCCGGUACAUCGACAAUCAAUCAAAUUGAGAGAAUCAUAUCGGUUAUGGAAAGACCAACAAUACAAGACAUUGAAUGCCUUCAUUCAGACUACGGUAGAUCAGUGUUGGAUAAAGCUUUACAGAAACCAUAUCGUCGCUUACGUACGUUAUUUUCAAAUAAUACAGAAGAACAAGCUUUAAAUUUACUUGAAAAUAUGAUUCAGUUGAAUCCAGAGAAACGCUUCACUGUUGAACAAGCAUUAAAUCAUAGUUACGUGGAAAACUUUCGUGAUCCUUCAUCUGAAAUCGUAUUGAAACAUCCAGUUACCCCAAUUCUAAGAGAUGACAAACAAUUAAGCGUAUCAGAUUAUCGUCAAAAAUUAUAUGAGAUUAUAGUGGAAAAGAAAGCUCAACAUAAAAUGCGAAAAAUGCUGUGUUCAGUUGAACUGAAUGAAAACAAAACAACUGGAACUUCAUUGGCUUCAAAGAAAGAAUUGAAUCAUGAAAAUACUUCUGAAAACAAAUCCAAAACCGAUCUGAUUAAUCAAAAUAUCAAUAGAGUUGGCUGUCACGAUCCAAAACUAAGUAAUACCAACCAACAAUAUAAACCAACUGAAACAGUAAAUCAAUAUCAAUGUCGCUCUGAUUUAAAUGAGACGAAAUCUCUGUCAGAUUCAUAUAAUUCGCGAAAUCAAGGUAGCACAAAUAUUAACCACAAUGUAUCAAUCUCAUCACCGGUGAAUCAUAUAAAACAUUUACACAGCAACAGUACAUUAGAAAAUGAACACACUUCUCAAUCCAGUGCAUAUAAUCAGCCAAAAUCCACAUCUGUUUCUAUAAUUAAGGAGAGCACAAACUCCAAUAUAACGAACAAUAACAUAUCUGGCGAAUUACGUAGACGAGUAACGAUACCUACCUCAUCUGUCAGUUCACAAAAAUGUAAACAUGAAUUUUCUUUAAACUCAGAGAGCCUAAAUAACACUCAGAUUAUGAAAACCAGUAUGAGUAAGGAAGCAAAUAACCCAGUUAUCCUUCGGGGAAACAGGAAUACAAAUUUCGGAAGAAAUUCUCAGCACAACUCAGUGAAACCAAUAAAUUAUUGUCAUACAAAUAACAAACAACAGAUCGUCAACACACCGUCUACAUCAUCGUUAAUAACACCAUCAAAAUUAUACUCUCCAUCUUUUAGUAAUUAUAAUCAAACAUAUGGUACAAUAUCCUUAUCUCAACUACACCAAUUACAUACACGUAAAUGGGCAAAUUAAGGAAAUAAAAUAAAUUUUUUGUGAAAAUCUGUAAACAUCUUUUUUUUCUUCUUGAUCUUCAUGUUUUCAUUAGAUCAUUAAAUGUACACAUUCAUAUCAGGGAUAAAUCAUCAGCAAAUGAAUAACACAAUGUCCAUUCAUUGUAUUUACAAAUUGCAAUGUGUACUUUACCAUGAUUAAAAUUUAACACCACUAGCGUGAUUUUCUGAAAAAGAAAAAUUCGCAUUUUUUGAAUUUUAAAUCAUUUCUAUGAAAUUUUCACAUUUACUACUUCAAUGAACUGAUUCUUCUUUUACAAUUUAUGAAUCUACUUUUCAUUCUAACUAAUGAUAAUCGAUGUAUUUUCAUUAAUUCAUUAAACAUGUACUAAAUAGUAAUUCAAGAAAGUUGUAUAAAUUUCAUCAGAAUGAAGAAAAUUGUACUAACAGUUUUUAAUAUUCGGAAUAUGUUG